Messenger RNA from Exophiala xenobiotica, 2300 nucleotides. RefSeq names its product phenylalanine-tRNA ligase, alpha subunit. The transcript has 2 exons. The record is from RefSeq and is a predicted model, not a curated record. The coding region runs from base 103 to 1674 and encodes 523 amino acids. Gene Ontology annotation, cellular component: phenylalanine-tRNA ligase complex; cytosol; cytoplasm. Gene Ontology annotation, molecular function: ATP binding; phenylalanine-tRNA ligase activity; tRNA binding. NCBI's taxonomy places the organism in Eukaryota, Fungi, Ascomycota, Eurotiomycetes, Chaetothyriales, Herpotrichiellaceae. Gene Ontology annotation, biological process: phenylalanyl-tRNA aminoacylation.
ACACAUUGAGUGCUGAAAGUCUGCUUGGAGUUCGACUUUGAAUCCCAUCAUCGGCCGUGCUUCUCUCUAUCUGUGGCUAGACGGCCGCAGUCAGACGCAACGAUGGCCGAGGAUUUGACGCAACAGGUACUACAGGUCCUUGCUUCCGCAGACGGUCCAGUCCUCACCUCCGAGGCCUUUCCUGGUGCCAGUUUCGUGACAGUCAAGUCGGCGGUCGACAGAUUGAGGUCGCGAGAGUUCAUACAGGCCGAGCAGAUCGACACCCUUCAACUCGUCUUGACCAAAGAAGGCGAGGAUAUUGCAGAGAAGGGGAGCAAUGGCGCAAGAGUCUUCGAGGCUGUGCGAGCGGCGCUGGAAGGAUUGAAGCUAAAAGAUCUACCUGCUGCCGUCGGUGACGCCAAUGUCGCAAAAUUCGGCUCAGGAGAUGCCUUCAAGCAGAAAUGGGUCAAGAAAGAAGGGGACACUCUCAAAGCAAUAACAGAUAACAUUGAAGAUGAAGUCCAGCAGCAGUUACAACAUAUUCGGUCUACAAAAUCGUUGGACAAACCGAAGGUCGUGGCAGACUUCAAGAAGAGGAAAUACGUGGUCGACCAAAAGACUGUGACCUUCAAAAUCUCAAAAGGACCCAAGUUUUCGACGGAGUUUGUGAAGGAGGAAACGGAUCUUACUGCUGAGAUGCUGGCAUCCGGCGCUUGGAAGACUGUUCAGCUUAAGCCAUACAACUUCAAAGCGAAGGGUGCGCCUACACCGGCGGGUGCCCUUCAUCCACUCAACAAGGUGCGACAAGAGUUCCGAGAAAUCUUCUUUGAAAUGGGUUUCGAGGAAAUGCCCACGAAUCGAUAUGUCGAGACUGGUUUCUGGAACUUCGACGCCCUCUUCGUCCCUCAGCAACAUCCCGCCCGUGACCUUCAAGAUACCUUCUAUAUCUCAGACCCCGCGAAAGCCGACCCUCCACGAGAGGAUCCUAUUCCUCCAACGCCUGGCUCAAAAGAGCUGCCAGCAACCCACAAACGAACAAAGUCGAAGUCGAAAGAGAAGACGCUGGACUACAAGCAAUACUGGGAUGACGUGCAAGCAGUGCACCAAGAUGGGAAAUUCGGCUCGAUAGGUUACAGAUAUCCUUGGUCAGCGGAGGAGUCACUUCGCCUGGUACUCCGAACGCACACGACAGCCAUUUCGACGUACAUGCUACACAAGCUGGCACUGGACCCGAAACCCGCUCGAUAUUUCUCAAUCGACCGUGUCUUCCGGAACGAAACUGUCGAUCAGACCCAUCUUGCAGAGUUCCACCAAGUGGAAGGUGUCAUUGCCGACUGGGGACUUACCCUCGGUGGUCUGAUCGGUUUCAUGGAAGUCUUCUUCGGCAAGAUGGGCAUCAGAAACCUGAGAUUCAAGCCUGCGUACAAUCCGUACACGGAGCCCAGCAUGGAGAUCUUCAGUUACCAUGAAGGACUGAAGAAGUGGGUAGAAAUUGGAAACAGUGGUAUGUUCCGACCGGAAAUGCUGGAACCAAUGGGUCUGCCCAAGGAUAUGCGGAUAUACGGUUGGGGAUUGAGUCUGGAGAGACCGACGAUGAUCAAGUACGGUGUCAACAAUAUCCGUGAGCUUCUUGGCCACAAGGUUGAUCUCAACUUUAUUGAGACGAAUCCUGCUGUACGACUCGACAAGGAUUAGAUUUCUUGUGGCGAGAGUGCCAUGAAAGAUGAAGAACAAAACGUUUGCAUGCAAAAGCCAAUGAAGAAGCAGAAGAAGCUGAUGAGAAGGUUGUUAGAAAGACAAAGACAAAAAGAAGGCUAGACAUGAUACCCAUUUGGCUUCUGACCUAGCACGAUGUUCAGGGGAGGCCACCUCCAUUCCGUCAAUUUGCCUUGGUGUCCAUCAUUUCGCGAGCGAUUUGUUUUACGUUGUUGGAUCUAAACUACGACCGGCGCAUCAAGGCUUCCUCAGACCAAUAUUCCAUGACUGGGGAAGUAGACAAAGAACAUCGUACAUAACAAAGCCGAAUAUCGAGACACGAGCCGCCUUCUGAAGAGCUGUGAUCAUUCCGAGGUCAAGAGUCAGAGCACAGAUACGGGCGGCACAAUUUAUAAGUCCUAGCGAAGCAGCAUGGGACAGCAAUCGGGAAGUUUUGUGCCAUUGGGAUUGUCCUUUUUCAUUUUUCCAGCCCGAGAUGGACUUCCUUUCUCGCUUCUGGGGCAAUGUCUAAGUUCUCCAUCCUUGAAGCCCGAGCAUCACCCUUGCAGGCGACCAUGCUGCAAGACACUUAUGAUGUCGCAAUAAUAGCAUGCGUUCCAUCGACC